AUGGCGCAGGGCACAGACCAUCCCCCCACCAUCACCAUCGAUGGGCAUAUGCUGGAAGCUGUGGGCAACUUCACCUACCUUGGGUCCUCGAUUUCAAGCUCACACACACACUGGAAACAGAAGUCAGCAGCAGGAUCGCCAAAGCUGCAGCAGUUAUGUCGAAACUGCACCAGAGAGGCUGGAACAACUCCAGUCUCACGGAAAAGACUAAGCUGCGUGUCUAUCAAGCCUGUGCGCUCAGCACCCUCUUCUACAGCAGUGAAGCAUGGACACCCUACGCAAGGCAUGAGAAGAGACUCCACAGCUUCCACCUCAGAUGUCUACGACGCAUUCUUCACAUCCGCUGGCAGGACAAAAUCCCAGAUGGUGGCCAUCUUGCAGGAGAGACGCUUGCGCUGGCUCAGCCACGUGCGCAGGAUGGACGCAGGUCGAAUUCAAAAGGACCUCCUGUACGGAGAACUCGCCGAGGGCAUACGACCAAAUGGGCGCCCCCGGCUUCGCUACAAAGACGUCUGCAAAAGAGACAUGAAGCAAAUAAAAGAAAUAUCAGAAAUAAGUCCCUGUUCUGAGCACAGCCAGCAAUAUUGGAGCCACGUCGGCAUGCCAGAAAAUCAGAGAAUGUCCACGGAUAUAUUCCUUUACAUGGUAUCAUUUCAAGUUCAUUAUCAUAUACAUGGGAGUAAUGUGAGCAUAUGCCUGCCUGCACACCUUACAUGCAGUGUCCUCAAGUUUAUGGGAAAUAUUACAUUUUCAAUAAUAUUUAUACCCCAACCAUAA
Penaeus indicus is the source of this 777-nucleotide messenger RNA. RefSeq lists its product as uncharacterized. The record is from RefSeq and is a predicted model, not a curated record. The transcript is spliced from 3 exons. The coding region runs from base 1 to 777 and encodes 258 amino acids. NCBI's taxonomy places the organism in Eukaryota, Metazoa, Arthropoda, Malacostraca, Decapoda, Penaeidae.